This is a messenger RNA of Trichoderma breve, 555 nucleotides long. RefSeq names its product redoxin domain-containing protein. The coding region runs from base 1 to 555 and encodes 184 amino acids. Gene Ontology annotation, cellular component: peroxisome; mitochondrion; cytosol. Gene Ontology annotation, biological process: hydrogen peroxide catabolic process; cell redox homeostasis; cellular response to oxidative stress. The transcript is spliced from 4 exons. Lineage: Eukaryota; Fungi; Ascomycota; Sordariomycetes; Hypocreales; Hypocreaceae. Gene Ontology annotation, molecular function: thioredoxin peroxidase activity. The record is from RefSeq and is a predicted model, not a curated record.
AUGGCGUUCCGCUCGUCUUUCCGUCGCAUUGCCCUGGCCCGCCCCGCUACCGUUGCGCGUGGCUUUCACUCGACGCCCCGAGUCCUUGUCAGGAAGGGUGACGAGAUCCCCAGUCUUGAAGUGUUCGAGAACUCGGCCGCCAGUAAGGUGAACCUGGCCGAGGAAUUCCAGAAGGGCAACGGAUACAUUAUUGGCGUUCCCGGAGCUUUCACCGGCACCUGUUCUGGCACGCACAUUCCGUCAUACAUCAACCACCCCAACCUCAAGCAGGCUGGCCAGGUCUUCGUCGUCGCCGUCAAUGACCCCUUUGUUAUGAAGGCAUGGCAAGACCAGCUGGAUCCCGCUGGCGAGACUGGAAUUCGGUUCGUUGCCGAUCCCACCGCUGAAUUCACAAAGGCCCUUGACCUCGGAUUUGAUGAUGCUGCUGCUAUCUUUGGAGGUCUCCGAAGCAAGCGCUAUGCCUUGAAAGUGGAGGACGGCAAGGUCACAGCGACCUUUGUCGAGCCAGACAGCACUGGCACAGCCGUGUCAAUGGCCGAACAGGUUCUCAACUAA